AUGUUCUCGAAGCUGUUGAUUCUUUUGCUAGCCUGCAUAGCCCAAGCUAGCGCCCAAGACAGAUUUGAACUUGGAAAGUUCAGUAAUGUUGCUGAGAGCAUUUUGGAAAGAAGAGGAUAUGCUCCAAAACCAACUGUUCCUCCAGAGUACAGAAAGUUCUUCGAACUUGAUGGACAUGCUCGCGAAUUGGUUGACAGUUUGCUAGGUCCUCGCCCAGGUGGAUUGUUCCCAGAAAAGACUUAUGAAAUCGGAUCAUCUUCCUCUUCAUCUGGCUCUGGAUCUGGAACUCAUCAAAUUUCCAACCUCGAGAGAACUCUCGAAUCUUUCUUCACCGCUCCAGAAAACUCUGGUCCCGCUUUCCCAGGUAGCUUCGGUGGUAACGGAGGAGGAUUUUCGUUAAUCAACGACAAUAAGAAUCUUGCUCAGUUCGGAAGCUCUAUUAGACGUGCUCCUCAGAAAGAAGCAUCUACUGAAGUUGACGAUGAGUCUGAAGGAUCUGGAGAAAGCGCUGGAAGCUCAAUUGCUGGUAUUCCAAAAGUUUUCCCAAAAAUCCCUCUCUCUCCAUUCCUCAGCCAAAACAAACCAGAGCCAAAACCAGAAAUCCCAAUCAUGACUAAUGCUGAUGCUGAAAUUCCAGUCAUCGCCACCAACCCAGAGGUACCAGAAGGAGGUGUCUUACCUACCAGUGACAUCCGCAGAGCUCCUCAAAACUUGAUGACAGCCCCAGCCACUCCUGAAGACGAGGAACCUGAAGAGGAUCUUGCUGACCGUGCUAAUAGCUCUGGGGGAUUAAUUGGAACUAUUUUCAAGUUGAUCGGUAUGACUUCUAAGAACAAUACUGCUGCUGCUGUCAACCCUGAUGACAAGAAUGCUUUGGGAAGAGCAGUUUCAAACUUGAUCGGAGGAGAAGACUCACCACUUCCUGCUAAGGGAAUGAUCUCUAAUGUUCUCUACAAUGCUUUAACCGCUCCAGCUCAAAACUCUACCUCUGAGAAGAACAAUGGAACUCUUGUUUUAACCGAUGCUCAAUCUGCUGCCAUCGGAGAGAACCUUGAAAUGGUCAAGAAUCUCAUUAUUCAACCAUCUUCUCCAUUGUGCACAUCCAAGCCCGAGCCAGUUGAUUUUGUUUUGGACUCCAUGAUGGGACAAUGGUACCAAGUAGUAUACAGUCCUCCUCUCUCCAGCGGACCAUGCUCAAUGGUCGGAUACAAGAAGCUCUCAAGCGUCAAUGAUGGAGGAGUUGGAUCAAUCUUUGAGAUCUUCGAAUACACAACCGAUGGAUCUCAAUAUGCUAAACCAAAAAUUUCAUCUGGAUAUGCUAUCAUCAAAUCUCCAGGAGAACUUAUCUUCAGAACCACCAACAAUCAAGAUGAUGUUUUAGUUCAUGUAGUUCAUAUCGGACCAGUCAACAGCGCCAACGAGUAUGAAUACGUUGUAAUGUCAACUAACUGCAACUAUCCAAUCUACGUAUUUGCCAGAGAUCCUAUCACUUACAAGCAGAAAUAUGAGGAUCGUGUCAACAGAUAUUUGGAAUCUGCUAAUCUUGUCAAUGGAAUCUCACGCUUGUUCAACAUUGUUGCCCCGGUAGAAACUUCAAUGUGUUCAUUCCCACCAUCUCUUUUCAACAUGGCUCAUUAA
Molecule: messenger RNA, 1638 nt
Organism: Auanema sp. JU1783
Lineage: Eukaryota; Metazoa; Nematoda; Chromadorea; Rhabditida; Rhabditidae
Source: the annotation of a GenBank genome assembly